AUGGCUGCAUCCUCAAUUCCGCCGUCAACCAUCAUCAUUCGCAAAUCGCUCCUCCUCUCCACCACCACUUUCUCCUUCCCCGCUUCUUCCUUGCCUUCCUCCAUCAACUUACCGCAAAAACACAUUCACAGAAGACUCCUCCUAGCUUCCUCCUCCUCCUCAGCCGCCGUUCCUUCCGAUUCCAAACCCGCAGUGAAGAAAGAAACUGUCUAUUUCGACGGCGGAGCUCAUUACGGGGAUCUACUGGCGAACCUCGUCUUAGGCCUAACCAUCCUCUGGCUCCCACUAACGCUAGCAGCCGUGUCUCGAGCGUUUAACCUCCGUUACAGGUUCACCAACCUCCGCGUGACGGUGAUAUCGGGGAUCACCGGAGAAGACCGGAGCGAUUUCUCGUACAAGGUGAUCAAGGACGUCCAGGUUGUGCCGAGGUUCAUCGGAGAAUGGGGGGACAUCAUCAUCACGCUGAGAGACGGGACGAAAGUGGAUCUGAGAAGCGUUCCUAAGUUCAGAGAGAUUGCUAAGUACUGCUUGUCCAUGGCUGAUCAACCUGCCGUUGUCAAAGAAUCUGGUGCUAAAGGCUUCUGAAAAUUGUUUCUCAGUUUUUCCAGUUCUUGGCAAAAUGAUUGUUAAAUCUUUUGUGAUUAUUGAUUGUUCAGUAGAAUUCGAGUCGUUUUCAUCUUCUCUGUUUGUAUCUUUCUAUCUUAUCUAUGUGGGAGAAGAACUACGUAAUUGGCGCGCUUUUAGCUGUGCGAUAAGAAACGUCUUCAUGUUUGGUUUA
Messenger RNA from Brassica napus (rape), 778 nucleotides. RefSeq lists its product as uncharacterized. The transcript has a single exon. Bases 1 to 585 code for a protein of 194 amino acids. Lineage: Eukaryota; Viridiplantae; Streptophyta; Magnoliopsida; Brassicales; Brassicaceae. The record is from RefSeq and is a predicted model, not a curated record.